CCGCCCACCCGGCGGCGGCCGCCAAGUGCCUCUGGGCGCUGCGUGCCGCGCCCGCUGCUCCGCGCGCAGCCGGCUCGGGCCGCUCCUCCUGACUGAGGCGCGGCGGCGGCGGUGGCUGUGACCGCGCGGACCGAGCCGAGACAUUCGCGCCGGGGGAUCGGGCGCCGCCGCCGCUGGGCCCCGGGCGCGUGGAUGCGGCUGGGUCGGGCGGCGCCGCACACCUGAGGCGGAGAACGGGGCGCGGCGCGGGCGACGCUGUCAGGGCCGCGGUUCCUGACGCCCAGGCGCUCGCCAGGACGCGCCAGGCAGUGAUUUGAGGCACCGGGUUCACCUUCACCCAUGGUCCGGAGAGCCUAGCGGGGCUCGCCGCCGCCUCCCGGCUCCCCUUCCACGCCUCCCACCCCUCGGCGCCGCAUCCUGCCAGCCUCGCCGCCCCGCCAGCGCCGGGCAACCGCCUCGCCCGAAGCCCUCCCUCGUUACUGUCCGCAUACCCCGGCGGCGCCGCCGCGGGAAGCGGCUCCCCCUCCUCUUCCUCCGCGUCCUCUUCCCUCUUUCCCCCGCCGGGGCCGCUUGUUGCACCGCCCCGCGGCCUGCGGGAGCCGCUCGCCCCGGCCUUGUGCUCGCGUCCGCACCCCUUUCCUGUCGCCCCCCGGGGCCCGCACCACAGCCCGGCCGGCGAGACCCCGGCCAGACCCCGCUGCCCGCACAAAAUGUCGGCCCGGACGCCAUUGCCGACGGUGAACGAGCGGGACACGGAAAAUCAUACAUCUGUGGAUGGAUAUACUGAACCACACAUCCAGCCUACCAAGUCAAGUAGCAGACAGAACAUCCCCCGGUGUAGAAACUCCAUUACGUCAGCAACAGAUGAACAGCCUCACAUUGGAAAUUACCGUUUACAAAAAACAAUAGGGAAGGGAAAUUUUGCCAAAGUCAAAUUGGCAAGACACGUUCUAACUGGUAGAGAGGUUGCUGUGAAAAUAAUAGACAAAACUCAGCUAAAUCCUACCAGUCUACAAAAGUUAUUUCGAGAAGUACGAAUAAUGAAGAUACUGAAUCAUCCUAAUAUAGUAAAAUUGUUUGAAGUUAUUGAAUCAGAGAAGACUCUCUAUUUAGUCAUGGAAUACGCGAGUGGGGGUGAAGUAUUUGAUUACUUAGUUGCCCAUGGAAGAAUGAAAGAGAAAGAGGCCCGUGCAAAAUUUAGGCAGAUUGUAUCUGCUGUACAGUAUUGUCAUCAAAAGUACAUUGUUCACCGUGAUCUUAAGGCUGAAAACCUUCUCCUUGAUGGUGAUAUGAAUAUUAAAAUUGCUGACUUUGGUUUUAGUAAUGAAUUUACAGUUGGGAACAAAUUGGACACAUUUUGUGGAAGCCCACCCUAUGCUGCUCCCGAGCUUUUCCAAGGAAAGAAGUAUGACGGGCCUGAAGUGGAUGUGUGGAGUCUGGGCGUCAUUCUCUAUACAUUAGUCAGUGGCUCCUUGCCUUUCGAUGGCCAGAAUUUAAAGGAACUGCGAGAGCGAGUUUUACGAGGGAAGUACCGUAUUCCCUUCUAUAUGUCCACAGACUGUGAAAAUCUUCUGAAGAAAUUAUUAGUCCUGAAUCCAAUAAAGAGAGGCAGCUUGGAACAAAUAAUGAAAGAUCGAUGGAUGAAUGUUGGUCAUGAAGAGGAAGAACUAAAGCCAUAUACUGAGCCUGAUCCGGAUUUCAAUGACACAAAAAGAAUAGACAUUAUGGUCACCAUGGGCUUUGCACGAGAUGAAAUAAAUGAUGCCUUAAUAAAUCAGAAGUAUGAUGAAGUUAUGGCUACUUAUAUUCUUCUAGGUAGAAAACCACCUGAAUUUGAAGUUGGUGAAUCGUUAUCCAGUGGAAACUUGUGUCAGAGGUCCCGGCCCAGUAGUGACUUAAACAACAGCACUCUUCAGUCCCCUGCUCACCUGAAGGUCCAGAGAAGUAUCUCAGCAAAUCAGAAGCAGCGGCGUUUCAGUGAUCAUGCUGGUCCAUCCAUUCCUCCUGCUGUAUCAUAUACCAAAAGACCUCAGGCUAACAGUGUGGAAAGUGAACAGAAAGAGGAGUGGGACAAAGAUGUGGCUCGAAAACUUGGCAGCACAACAGUUGGAUCAAAAAGCGAGAUGACUGCAAGCCCUCUUGUAGGGCCAGAGAGGAAAAAAUCUUCAACUAUUCCAAGUAACAAUGUGUAUUCUGGAGGUAGCAUGGCAAGAAGGAAUACAUAUGUUUGUGAAAGGACCACAGAUCGAUACACAGCAUUGCAGAAUGGAAAAGACAGCAGCCUUACGGAGAUGUCUGUGAGUAGCAUAUCUUCUGCAGGCUCUUCUGUGGCCUCUGCUGUCCCCUCAGCACGACCCCGCCACCAGAAGUCCAUGUCCACUUCUGGUCAUCCUAUUAAAGUCACACUGCCAACCAUUAAAGACGGCUCUGAAGCUUACCGGCCUGGCAGUACAACCCAGAGAGUGCCUGCUGCUUCCCCAUCUGCUCACAGUAUUAGUACUGCGACUCCAGACCGGACCCGUUUUCCCCGAGGGAGCUCAAGCCGAAGCACUUUCCAUGGUGAACAGCUCCGGGAGCGACGCAGCGCUGCUUAUAAUGGGCCACCUGCUUCACCAUCCCAUGAAACGGGUGCAUUUGCACAUGCCAGAAGGGGAACGUCAACUGGUAUAAUAAGCAAAAUCACAUCCAAAUUUGUUCGCAGGGAUCCAAGUGAAGGCGAAGCCAGUGGCAGAACCGACACCUCAAGAAGUACAUCAGGGGAACCAAAAGAAAGAGACAAGGAAGAGGGUAAAGAUUCUAAGCCGCGUUCUUUGCGGUUCACAUGGAGUAUGAAGACCACUAGUUCAAUGGACCCUAAUGACAUGAUGAGAGAAAUCCGAAAAGUGUUAGAUGCAAAUAACUGUGAUUAUGAGCAAAAAGAGAGAUUUUUGCUUUUCUGUGUCCAUGGAGACGCUAGACAGGAUAGCCUCGUGCAGUGGGAGAUGGAAGUCUGCAAGUUGCCACGACUGUCACUUAAUGGGGUUCGCUUCAAGCGAAUAUCUGGGACAUCUAUUGCCUUUAAGAACAUUGCAUCAAAAAUAGCAAAUGAGCUUAAGCUGUAAAGAAGUCCAAAUUUACAGGUUCAGGGAAGAUACAUACAUAUAUGAGGUACAGUUUUUGAAUGUACUGGUAAUGCCUAAUGUGGUCUGCCUGUGAAUCUCCCCAUGUAGAAUUUGCCCUUAAUGCAAUAAGGUUAUACAUAGUUAUGAACUGUAAAAUUAAAGUCAGUAUGAACUAUAAUAAAUAUCUGUAGCUUAAAAAGUAGGUUCACAUGUACAGGUAAGUAUAUUGUGUAUUUCUGUUCAUUUUCUGUUCAUAGAGUUGUAUAAUAAAACAUGAUUGCUUAAAAACUUGUAUAGUUGUCUAGAUUUCUGCACCUGAAUGUAUGUUUGAUGCUUUGAUUUGAAAAUGUUCUUCCCUGUUAUUUACAUUCUGGUGGGUUUUUAAAAUUCUUACCUCCAUCAUGCAAUUUUGAAAAUUGUGUCCAGAAUUAAAAGUGCAUAGAAAUAGCCUUUACAAUUGUAGCAUGGACCUUUAAAAAUUGUUUUAAAAUCUUAUUUAAAUUUAAACCAGAAGCUGAAAAAUAGAUCAGCUUUAUUAUACACAAAAUUAUUACUGCUUAUCUUUGCUCUUUUCCUUGUUAUCCCGCAAGGUUUAGUUGAGAAGAUACAAAAUGUUUACAGUGUUGGCACUUAGAGUUUUUAAAUUCAAGUACAUGAAAUUCAGUAAUAGCAUUGCCUUGAGCUAACUAGGAAGUACUGGGAAAAAAGUUAAAUCUACAUCAAGUUUCUUUUGAACUUUGAAGUGUUUUCUGACCCACUGCUAACUGUAGCAACAAAAUUUAAAAGAAAAAAACCAUACUUUAUCUGGCUAUUAUAACAUAAACUGUCACGUAGGUUUGCUGCCUUCAGAAUACCGCAAUUUAAUUGCGGGAAUAUAAUAAUAUUGGGACUGUUUCACAGCACAAACUCAUCUUUACAGUGUUGAUCAAUGCAUCAGUUAAGAAAUAAUGCCACCUCAGGAAUUAACUGGCAUUGGGAACAUUUGCCUCAUUCUCCUGCUAUCCUCUUCAUUCACCCCUGCCACUGUAAUAUCUAUAAGUACUUAAGAGACUUGUGAGCAAAACAUACUAUUUAUAACAGUAUAUGAUUGAUUUAUGCUUAUGUGGUUGUUCAGUUUGUUCCCAUGUAACUCGUUUGUUUUAAAUAUUUUGCCAGAUUUCUUGUAUUUAUUCCACAUCAUUAUGCCUAUAAUGUGCCGCUUUGUGAUUGGGCAUUUGCCUACUUUUCUUUCAUAAUUAGUGAUAUAUGCGAUGUAAAACCACUAGUAAAGGUACAUUUUAAUACUUGUUAUUUUAUACUGAAUUAGCCUUGGAGGUUGACUGUGCAAUGUUAUUUACUGUUGUAAUUACUGUAAUACCAACAUAUGGGCCCCAUCUGCACACUCCUGAAAAACAGAAAGUGUAUUCAAAUUUUAUCAGUUUAAAGAAAAUAAAGCUGUGAUAAAUACUGUAAUUCCAACCUACAUUAGAAGGUCUAAGUGUAGGUGAUGUGCCAUUCCAUAAUGGCUUCCAGACUAGGGUGAAUUUUACGUUCUGUACUGUACUGUGAUGUAGCUUUCUUCUGUAACAGUUAUGUUUUAAAAUUAAGUGAGUUUUUUUUUUUUUGCCUUAGCAAAGGGUGGUGUUUGAAAAAAAAAAUGUGUAGCCCCUUUUUAACCUAGUGUUCAUUCAAAAAAAAAUUGAUGCAAAUCUUUAUUCACUUUCACUGGUGCACACUGAAAUUUUACUUGAACAGUUCUCAUAAUAAAGCACUUGUCUUUUGCUCUUUA
This is a messenger RNA of Pan troglodytes (chimpanzee), 4869 nucleotides long. It is a transcript of the gene MARK1, whose product is annotated as microtubule affinity regulating kinase 1. Gene Ontology annotation, cellular component: cytoplasm. The record is from RefSeq and is a predicted model, not a curated record. Gene Ontology annotation, biological process: protein phosphorylation; intracellular signal transduction. The coding region runs from base 711 to 3101 and encodes 796 amino acids. Gene Ontology annotation, molecular function: ATP binding; protein serine/threonine kinase activity. Lineage: Eukaryota; Metazoa; Chordata; Mammalia; Primates; Hominidae. The transcript has 18 exons.